AUGAAUUGGUUGCAGACUUUAUAUGACAACAACAGUGAAUUAUUUAUUAACUUAAAUUAUUUUAUUCCAACCAAAUUCUUUGAAGAAUGUGAUAUCAACACACCAAAAUUCGAUAGCUGUCUUACAAAAAGUUUUAAUGAUUUGAGGCCGCUUUUUAAAACAGGUCUACCCAGUUUAGGGAUAGCGCCCUUCGACCCUCAUCGUAGUCCCUACAUAGAACAAAGGCGAGGAGGAAGUUUGCUAAAUUAUAAACUUGUCCUGACCAACGUCAGUGAGUACGGUUGGACACAAUCAGAAGUCACCAAGACCCGAUUAGAUAAGAAACGCAAUAGGAUAGUUUAUUCUCAGUAUUUUCCAGAAAAAUCAUUAGAUGGUAACUACGAAUUUAAUGGAAUUUUCUUAGGAAACAAUAUAAUCUCAAAGGGAGUAUGGAAUUUAACACUCUACGAUUAUAGCCAAACCACAACAGUUACUAGAGUAGGCAAAUCAGGAGGACGUCUUAAAGUUCGUGUUGAAAUUGAUCGAAUUGGAGACAUGCAAUUGCACAUAAGUAAUCUUCUCCAAGGAAAAAAAGUUUUAGAGGGAUUCCUAGAUUCUAUUAUAAAUUCAGCCUGGCAACCAGGAUUUGCUGUCAUCAAGCCUCUCAUCAACGACCUAGUCAGCACUGCUUUCACAGAUAUAUUUAAUGAUUCAUUUAGGCAUUUUCCUUUGGAAGAAGUUAUCAGAUAA
This is a messenger RNA of Ctenocephalides felis (cat flea), 729 nucleotides long. RefSeq lists its product as uncharacterized. The transcript is spliced from 6 exons. The record is from RefSeq and is a predicted model, not a curated record. Lineage: Eukaryota; Metazoa; Arthropoda; Insecta; Siphonaptera; Pulicidae. Bases 1 to 729 code for a protein of 242 amino acids.